Molecule: messenger RNA, 673 nt
Organism: Erythranthe guttata (spotted monkey flower)
Lineage: Eukaryota; Viridiplantae; Streptophyta; Magnoliopsida; Lamiales; Phrymaceae
Product: Rubredoxin-like superfamily protein
Molecular function (GO): iron ion binding
Source: RefSeq, a predicted model, not a curated record
CUUCACCCUCUCAAUAUAUAUAUACAUACAUACAUACAUACAUAUAUAUUGAAGAAAGAAAGAGUGUAAGCAGAAAUAGCAGCCAUAGAAAUGGCCUUGGCAGCACCCACUAGUCUACAUGGAGCGGCCAAGUCAAUCAUUGCGCCGCCGCCGGGAACCACCGGACUCCGGCAGUCCUCCGACCGAUUUGCACUAAAGUCAUCCUUCUUUUCUCCAUCUCUUAACCUAUUGAUGCCAUCUCAGGUGUCUACUCUUCCAGCUACUGCACCUAAAUUCUCUAUGCGCGUGGCUUCCAAACAGGCCUAUAUUUGCCGUGAUUGCGGGUAUAUCUACAAUGACAGAACCCCUUUUGACAAGAAGCCUGAUAAUUACUUCUGUCCUGUUUGUGGUGCACCAAAGAGGAGGUUUAGGGCAUAUGAGCCACCAGUGAGCAAAGAUGCUAAUGACUUAAGUGUCAGAAAAGCCAGAAAGGAACAAAUUAAGAAGGAUGAAGCUAUUGGGAAGGCAUUGCCUUUUGCAAUAGCACUUGGAGUUGCAGCAUUAGUUGGUUUAUACUUCUACAUCAACACCACUCUCUAAGGCUUCAAAUAUUUACUCUACUUCUUUUUUACUUGUAAUUCGAAAUUCCGAAUACAUUUUAAAUUAUUAUUAUUUAAUCGAGAUUAUUAAUUUA